This is a messenger RNA of Pezoporus flaviventris, 1210 nucleotides long. RefSeq names its product aquaporin 10 (gene AQP10). Bases 281 to 1210 code for a protein of 309 amino acids. Gene Ontology annotation, cellular component: basolateral plasma membrane; plasma membrane. Lineage: Eukaryota; Metazoa; Chordata; Aves; Psittaciformes; Psittacidae. The transcript is spliced from 6 exons. Gene Ontology annotation, molecular function: urea transmembrane transporter activity; glycerol channel activity; water channel activity. Gene Ontology annotation, biological process: water transport; glycerol transmembrane transport. The record is from RefSeq and is a predicted model, not a curated record.
UGUGAGCAGGGAUCCGGCAGGGAAAAGCAGAGCUCCCUGGAGCACACCCACCUGUGCUGGCUCAGCAGAGCCUGGGGACCUGCGGGGGCUCUGCUCCUACCGGGGCCACACUGCUGUCCCCAGCCCCACGCAGGACUCUGGUCCCUGCGAGGCGUCUCCCUGUGCUGUGGCUCCAAUUGGUGUAAAGUCUGCACAUUAUCACCCAGCACCAGGGCUCAUAAAACCUGGCUGGGACAGAGCCCGGCAUCACCGUUGCUGCUGCCUGCUCCUAGCCAGCCCCAUGGGCACCACUUCCUUCUUGAAGAGUGCCCGGGCUCUGCUCCACAUCCAGAACCAGCUGGUGCGGGAGUGCCUGGCUGAGAUGUUGGCCGUCCUCGUGCUCAUCCUCAUCACCCUGAGCGGCUCAGCGCAGAUGGUCACCAGCUCUGAGUCCAAGGGGAACAUCCUCACUGCCUACCUGGCAAGCGCCCUGGCCGUCAUGGUGUCCAUCUAUAUAGCUGGGGGAGUGUCUGGGGCCCACCUGAACCCAGCGUUCUCCCUCGCCAUGUGCCUCCUGGAGCAGUUUCCCUGGUGGAAGUUGCCCAUCUUUGUGGCCGUGCAGACUUUGGGAGCAUUCGUCUCUGCUGGUGCUGUCUAUGCUGUCUACUAUGAUGCCAUCCAUCACUACAGCAAUGGGACCCUCACCGCCUCUGGCCCCCGGGAAACUGCCUCCAUCUUUGCCACCUACCCUGCUGACUACCUGUCCCUCUCCAAUGGCUUCUUGGACCAGGUGGUGGCCACGGCACUGCUGAUUGUGGGCAUCCUGGCCAUCCUGGACACCCGCAACAAAGGUGUCCCUAAGGGCCUGGAGCCAGUGGCAGUGGCCCUGCUGGUGUUCUCCCUCGAGGCCUCCCUGGGCUCCAACUGCAGCUGCCCCAUGAACCCUGCACGGGAUUUUGGGCCCCGACUCUUCACCUGUGUGGCAGGUUGGGGCACAGAGGUCUUCAGCAGGGGCAAUGGGUGGUGGUGGGUGCCGGUGGUGGCACCGAUGCUGGGAGCCGCUGUGGGCUCAGCCCUGUACCAGCUCCUCGUGGCGUUUCACCACCCGCUCCCGGAGGGCGCUGCCGCAGCAGAGCAGAGCCCCCCGGUCCUCAGCAUCGCUGCCGUCCCCACGGACCCCAAGACCUCACCCGCAGAGGAGGACACCGGGAGGACGCUGCCCCAGAAGUGA